This is a messenger RNA of Colletotrichum orchidophilum, 348 nucleotides long. RefSeq lists its product as uncharacterized. The coding region runs from base 1 to 348 and encodes 115 amino acids. The transcript has 2 exons. The record is from RefSeq and is a predicted model, not a curated record. NCBI's taxonomy places the organism in Eukaryota, Fungi, Ascomycota, Sordariomycetes, Glomerellales, Glomerellaceae.
AUGGCCUACCAAAGAGGCCAGAGCAAGGAUGCAAAGACGGGCCAUUCAGAGGAUGGGGACAGGAACGAGCGAAUGAGACGCAGCCUGUACCUCGAGUCGACGCGCGACUGGAUGAUGGGCAUGUGGUAUCUGGUCUUGGUCCUCCUCGAGAGGGCUCAAGACAUGGAAGACAGGGCUGGGCGCGGGGUGACAACCAUGUUCGUUACGACCCCGCCGACUCUGGCUGGGCUGAUAUGGAAGACUCUGCGGUGCUUGCCUCUCAGGCCCCAUGCCUUCCAGCAGGGCAAGAUGCUCGACGAGACGAAAACCAUGGGAGGGGCUGAGAAGAAAAACUGGGCUCUCACGUAG